This is a messenger RNA of Zonotrichia albicollis (white-throated sparrow), 1497 nucleotides long. Lineage: Eukaryota; Metazoa; Chordata; Aves; Passeriformes; Passerellidae. The record is from RefSeq and is a predicted model, not a curated record.
CCUGGAGCCGGGAUGGAACCCAGGGCUGGAACCCAGAGCCAGAACGGAUCCCAGAGCUGGAACCCGGAGCUGGAACCCAGGGCUGGAUCCCAGAGAUGGAAUGGAUCCCAGAUUCCAGAGCCAGAAUGGAACCCAGAGCUGGAUCCCAGAGCCAGAAUGGAUCCCAGAGCUGGAACCCGGAGCUGGAACCCAGAGCCAGAUUGGAUCCCAGAGCCAGAACGGAUCCCAGAGCUGGAACCCAGAGCCAGAAUGGAUCCCAGAUUCCAGAGCCAGAUCCAAGACCCAGAUCCCAGAUGCCAGAGCCAGGAUGGAACCCAGGGCUGGAACCCAGAGCUGGAACCCAGAGCCAGAUCCAGGACCCAGAUCCCAGAUCCCAGAGCCAGAAUGGAUCCCAGAGCUGGAACCCGGAGCUGGAAUGGAUCCCAGAGCCAGAAUGGAUCCCAGAUCCCAGAGCUGGAUCCCAGACUCCAGAGCCAGAUCCAAGACCCAGAUCCCAGAUGCCAGAGCCAGAAUGGAACCCAGAGCUGGAACCCAGAGCUGGAACGGAUCCCAGAGCUGGAUCCCAGAGCUGGAUCCCAGAGCCAGAACAGAUCCCAGAUCCCAGAGCUGGAUCCCAGAUUCCAGAGCCAGAUCCAAGACCCAGAUCCUGGAUCUCAGAGCCAGAAUGGAUCCCAGAGCUGGAACCCAAAGCUGGAACCCAGAGCCAGAUCCAAGACCCAGAUCCUGGAUCUCAGAGCCAGAAUGGAUCCCAGAGCUGGAACCCAGAGCUGGAAUGGAUCCCAGAGCCAGAAUGGAUCCCAGAGCUGGAACCCAGAGCUGGAAUGGAUCCCAGAUGCCAGAGCUGGAACCCAGAUUCCAGAGCCAGAAUGGAACCCAGAGCUGGAACCCGGAGCUGGAACCCAGAGCUGGAACCCAGAGCCAGAAUGGAUCCCAGAGCUGGAUCCCAGAUUCCAGAGCCAGAUCCAAGACCCAGAUCCCAGAUCCCAGAGCCAGAAUGGAACCCAGAGCUGGAACCCAGGGCUGGAACCCAGGGCUGGAACCCAGAGCCAGAUCCAAGACCCAGAUCCCAGAUUCCAGAGCCAGAAUGGAACCCAGAGCUGGAACCCAGAGCUGGAUCCCAGAACCAGAUCCAAGACCCAGAUCCUGGAUCUCAGAGCCAGAAUGGAUCCCAGAUCCCAGAGCUGGAACCCAGAUCCCAGAGCCAGAGUGGAUUUCAAACCCAGACUGGAUCCCCGAGUCGGAUCCUGAAUCCCAGAGCCAGAUCCCAAAGCUGGAUCCCAGAUCCCAGAGCUGGAUCCCAGAGCUGGAACCCAGAUCCCAGAUCCAGAUUGGAUCCAAGAUCCAGAUUGGAUCCCGGAGCCAGAUUGGAUCCCAAAGCUGGGUCCUGGAUCCCAAGCAUGGCAUGGGGUUGCAGAAGGGCAGAUCCCAUCCUGGAUCCUGGAUUCCAGGACCAGAUUCCAUCCUGGAUCCUGGAUCCAGAUCCCAAUCCCAGAUCCA